Messenger RNA from Penicillium waksmanii, 1074 nucleotides. Its product is annotated as class I SAM-dependent methyltransferase. The record is from RefSeq and is a predicted model, not a curated record. The transcript is spliced from 10 exons. The coding region runs from base 1 to 1074 and encodes 357 amino acids. Gene Ontology annotation, molecular function: methyltransferase activity. NCBI's taxonomy places the organism in Eukaryota, Fungi, Ascomycota, Eurotiomycetes, Eurotiales, Aspergillaceae.
AUGAGUGAGAAACCCAUCGCGAAGAUGGACCCCAUUGCGGUGGACCCGGAUUUUUAUGCCAUGAGCUCCAACUAUCACACCGAGCCGCAAGAUUUCGCAUCGGAGACUACCUCUCUUGCGUCCACGAUCGCAAAGGGUCGCCUCGAAAACGGCCGCAGAUAUCAAGCUAUCAAGGACGAUGAUUACUGGUUGGUCCAAUUCGAAGCCUUUGAGAUCGGUCAUAUGGUGUUUCUGGUGUUAGAUCACAAUGAGCCAAACCCACUUUUCCGCGCUCCUAUCGGCGACUCGCCCAAGAACAUUCUAGACAUUGGAACUGGCCAAGGUAGCUGGGCAAUUGAUGUUGCCGACCUUUACCCCACAGCUACCGUUCGUGGCGUGGACAUGUUCCCCCCACCUGUCACAUGGAUGCCCCCGAACUGUGUCUUCGAAGUCGAUGAUAUUCUCCGCGAGUGGACCUGGAGAGAGCCUUUCGAUUUUAUCCAUCUGCGUCUGAUGUACGGUGCAUUCGAUCCUGCUGGUUGGGAGAAGGUGUACCAACAAGCCUACGACGCCCUCGAACCCGGUGGUUGGAUCGAGCAAAUGGAAUUAGACGUGCGCGUUUACAGCGACGACGGCAGCUUGAAACCAAGCCACGAGCUCUACGGAUGGGGCGACAUGUUCAUCGGAUGCUCCGAACGAGCCGGAGACCGAUCACUACGAACCCACGAAAUGAUGCGCAGCGCAAUCGAGAGGGCCGGAUUCGUCGAUGUCCACGAAGUCAAGUACAAGAUUCCCCUCGGACCCUGGGCCAAGGACAAGUUGUUGAAGGAGGCUGGUCACCUUCAGUUUGCUCACUGGAACGCCGCUCUGGAGGGCUGGGCUAUGUGGCUUCUCACUCACCACGGUAUUCCCGAGCCCUGGUCCAAGGAGGAGGUUCAGGUCUUCCUUGCUAAGAUUCGCACUGAGCUGAAGAACCCGCACAUUCACGCUUAUGAGCCUGCGAACCGUGUUUGGGCGAGAAAGCCUACCCUUGAGGAGCAGAAGGCCAAGGAGGCAAAGGAGGCAAAGAUCAAGGCCGAGCCCUCCUCGCCUUAA